Molecule: messenger RNA, 2945 nt
Organism: Eutrema salsugineum
Lineage: Eukaryota; Viridiplantae; Streptophyta; Magnoliopsida; Brassicales; Brassicaceae
Product: protein MEI2-like 5
Exons: 12
Coding region: 217-2610 (797 amino acids)
Molecular function (GO): RNA binding
Source: RefSeq, a predicted model, not a curated record
UCUACUGAAAUCUCCUCUCUUUUUUUUCUUCGUUCUGGGUUUUUGUCUAAACCCUUUCUGGAAUCGUGAAUGGUUUCUUCUCGUGGUCUUUUUAUCUUUAAAAGCUGUUUUUUUUUCUUCUUGUGCUUUUGUCGGCGAUGUCGAUCAAUAAGUGUGCUGAAAGGUUUAGCUUUUGAUGAUCUGAAUAGGACAAGCUAAUUGGACAUAGAUUACUGAAUGGAUAUUCCACAAGAAUUAGCUGGAGCUUGGGGGAUUCCCUCUGGAUUUGGUCGCCACCAUCGUCCCUCCAGUGAUGCUACUUUGUUCUCCAGUUCUCUACCUGUUCUUCCCCGUGGAAAACUGCAAUUGAGUGAAAACAGAGAUGGUUUCUCAUUGAUAGAUGAUGCGGCUGCUUCUCGUCCGAACAAAUUUCACGAAAGCCUUGAUGAUAUUGAAUCUCAUUCCAUUGGAAACCUGCUCCCUGAUGAAGAGGAUCUUUUGACAGGAAUGAUGGAUGAUCUUGACCUUACCGAGUUACCAGAUGCUGAUGAUUAUGAUCUUUUUGGUAGUGGAGGAGGAAUGGAACUUGACACUGAUUUUCGAGAUGGAUUGAGCAUCAGUGGUCCUCCAAGGUUAUCCAUUUCAAGUCUUGGUGGAAAUGCAGUUCCGCAAUUCAAUAUUCAAAAUGGUGCGGGAACAGUCGCUGGUGAGCAUCCUUACGGUGAACAUCCCUCGAGAACAUUGUUUGUCCGGAAUAUUAACAGCAAUGUAGAGGACUCUGAACUCAAAGCUCUCUUUGAGCAAUACGGUGACAUUAGAACACUCUAUACUACUUGUAAGCACAGGGGAUUUGUCAUGAUAUCUUAUUAUGACAUUCGUGCUGCUCGAAUGGCUAUGCGUUCUCUACAGAAUAAGCCACUUAGACGGAGGAAAUUGGAUAUUCAUUUCUCAAUUCCCAAGGAUAAUCCAUCUGAGAAGGAUAUGAAUCAAGGGACAUUAGUGGUUUUUAACCUGGAUCCUUCAAUUUCUAACGAUGACUUGCACGGCAUUUUUGGUGCUCAUGGAGAGAUCAAAGAGAUAAGGGAAACACCGCAUAAGAGGCAUCACAAAUUCGUUGAGUUUUAUGAUGUUCGAGCUGCUGAAGCAGCAUUAAAGGCUUUAAAUAGGUGUGAGAUAGCUGGAAAACGUAUAAAAGUUGAACCUAGUCGCCCUGGAGGAGCUCGUCGAAGCUUGAUGUUGCAACUUAACCAAGAACUUGAGAACGAUGAUUUGCAUUUCCUACCGCUGCUUGGUUCACCCAUGGCAAACUCUCCUCCAAGUAACUGGAUGCAGCUGAACAGUCCCGUUGAAGGUAGUCCGCUUCAAAGUGUAAUGAGUAGGUCACCCGUUUUCGGAAUAAGUCCUACAAGGAACAGCCACUUGUCUGGUUUGGCUUCUGCUCUAAAUUCACAAGGACCAAGCUCCAAGCUUGCACCCAUCGGUAGGAGUCAAAUUGGUAGCAAUGUGUUCCAACAGUCGUCGCAUUUAUUCCAAGAGCCAAAGGUGGAUAACAAGUACACUGGAAAUCUUUCACCUUCUGGUCCUUUGAUAUCAAAUGGAGGUGGGAUUGAGACGUUAUCGGGAUCGGAGUUUCUCUGGGGGAGUCCUAACUCACGCUCUGAACCUUCGAAUUCUUCGGUUUGGUCAACAUCAUCCGCUGGGAUUCCAUUCUCCUCAGCUCGUGCAGACCGAUCUGUUCCAUUUCCACAUCAGCAUCAAACUCAGAAUCGCAGCCUUCAUCAUCUCCAUGUUGGGUCUGCACCAUCUGGUGUUCCUCUAGAAAAGCAUUUUGGAUUCUUCCCAGAGUCCUCUAAGGACACAUCGUUCAUGAACUCUGUUGGUCUUCAAGGAACGAGUGGAGUGGGUCUCAAUGGUGGAAGUUUCCCGUCAAAAAUGACAAAUCAUGGGAUCAUGAACCAAGGAAGCAUGGCUGAGAACGGUUUCUCAAGUUACAGAAUGAUGUCUUCUCCGAGAUUCAGCCCCAUGUUCUUGAGCAGCGGUCUAAACCCAGGACGGUUCUCCUCUGGCUUUGAUGGGUUGUAUGAAAAUGGAAGGGCACGUAGAGUCGAGAGCAAUUCGAGCCAGGUCGAAAGCAGGAAGCAGUUUCAACUUGAUUUGGACAAAAUUAUGAAUGGAGAGGACCCUCGAACUACCUUGAUGAUUAAGAACAUCCCAAAUAAAUACACCUCGAAAAUGUUGCUAGCUGCUAUUGAUGAAAAGAACCAAGGAACUUACAACUUUCUGUAUUUGCCCAUUGAUUUUAAGAACAAAUGCAAUGUUGGCUAUGCAUUCAUCAACAUGCUCUCUCCAGAUCUCAUCAUUCCAUUUUACGAGGCUUUUAAUGGGAAGAAGUGGGAGAAGUUCAACAGUGAGAAAGUAGCUUCAUUGGCAUAUGCUCGGAUACAAGGAAAAUCUGCCCUUAUAGCCCAUUUUCAGAACUCAAGCUUGAUGAAUGAAGACAUGCGUUGCCGUCCAAUUAUCUUCGAUACAUCUAUCAACUCAGACUCUGUUGAACAGGUUAAUGUUGAGGAAAGUAAGAAUGUGGAUCUUCUUGAAUCGGAGCUCAAUGAUGAUGGCAGAGAGAAAAGCUGACACAAGGGGAGAGAAGGCUCAGUGUUGUGAUCGUCACUGUUUUUUUUUUUUUAAGUACUAAUUUUUAACCGUACAUAUUGGAAAAAAGGCAGAGUUAACUGAUGCAGAAACCUGCAAACUGUGUUUUCGAUUUGCAGGUUUUAAAUGCUGCAGCUUUGAGUAUCCACUCUGCUUCUUUUUUUUUUUCUCCUUCAUGUUCUUUUUUGGUUUCAUGGAGUAUAUAUAGAAAAACCAUGAAAUACUCUCUCGGUUUUAACUUUUAUGUGGGUAUGAUGUUGUAACUCUUGAAACUCCUUGUUUCUUUUAUUAAACGCUUUGGCAAUUUGUACAGUAAA